Messenger RNA from Coturnix japonica (Japanese quail), 2857 nucleotides. It is a transcript of the gene MAF1, whose product is annotated as MAF1 negative regulator of RNA polymerase III. Gene Ontology annotation, cellular component: nucleus. The record is from RefSeq and is a predicted model, not a curated record. Gene Ontology annotation, biological process: negative regulation of transcription by RNA polymerase III. NCBI's taxonomy places the organism in Eukaryota, Metazoa, Chordata, Aves, Galliformes, Phasianidae. Gene Ontology annotation, molecular function: RNA polymerase III core binding.
CCGAAGCCCACUCGCCCUCCUCGAGUUUUUCCCGGAGACGCUGCCCCUUACGCACGCCCCGAGCCUGAAGCAGCUCCGCCGCCACAAGGGCCGCACCGGGACCGGGAGACGCCGGACGCACGCCUCGCUGCCGCUGCCGCACAGGGAAUCGCUUUGAGCCCAGCACGGAGACAAUGAAGCUGUUGGAAAACUCAAGUUUCGAAGCAAUCAACUCCCAGCUGACGGUGGAGACGGGGGAUGCCCACAUCAUUGGGAGGAUCGAGAGCUACUCCUGCAAGAUGGCUGGAGACGACAAGCACAUGUUCAAGCAGUUCUGCCAGGAGGGCCAACCCCACGUCCUGGAGGCCCUGUCACCCCCUCAGACCACGGGGAUCAGCCCCAGCAGGCUCAGCAAGAGUCAGAGCGGUGACGAGGAGGGGCCGCUGAGCGACAAGUGCAGCCGCAAGACGCUCUUCUACCUGAUCGCGACGCUCAACGAGUCCUUCCGGCCCGACUACGACUUCAGCGCCGCCAAGAGCCACGAGUUCAGCCGGGAGCCCAGCCUCAACUGGGUGAUCAAUGCUGUCAACUGCAGUCUCUUCUCUGCAGUCCGUGAGGAUUUCAAUGCCCUGAAGCCGCACCUGUGGGACGCCGUGGACGAGGAGAUCUGCCUUUCUGAGUGCGAUAUCUACAGCUACAACCCAGACCUGGAUUCAGACCCCUUUGGAGAGGACGGCAGCCUCUGGUCCUUCAACUACUUCUUCUACAACAAGAGGCUGAAGAGGAUCGUCUUCUUCACCUGCCGCUCCAUCAGUGGGUACGCGUACACCAGACCAGAGGCGAGCAACGAGCUGGACAUGGAUCUCGGGGAGGAGGACAUGGAGGAGAGCAGAGACCCCCGGGACCCCGAGAGCGGCAGCAUCGAGGAGGACAGGUUGCAGGUGAUCUGCAUGUGAUCCCGGAGCUGCUCCUGCUGUACACACACACACACACACCCCUAUACCCACACACUGGAGUGCCCCCAGCACCUUGGAGCGCAGCGAACUCAGAAUGGCCGCCAUUCCUCCCCCCUGACCCCCAAAGUGCAUCCCCUCUCCAUCCCCACUAUGGGGCUGUGAUGGAUCCACUCUGCAUCCCGAUUAUGGGGUUGUGAUGGAUCUCCUCUCCAUCCCCAUUAUGGGGCUGUGAUGGAUCCCCUCUAUCCCCAUUAUGGGGCUGUGAUGGAUCCCCUCUGCAUCCCCAUUAUGGGGCUGUGAUGGAUCCCCACUGGGGGGCUGUGGUGGAUCCCCUCUCCAUCCCCAUUGGGGGGCUGUGAUGGAUCCCCACUGCAUCCCCACUAUGGGGCUGUGAUGGAUCCACUCUGCAUCCCCUUUAUGGGCUGUGAUGGAUCCCUUCUCCAUCCCCGUUGUGGGGCUGUGAUGGAUCCCCUCUAUCCCCAUUAUGGGGCUGUGAUGGAUCCCCACUGGGGGCUGUGAUGGAUCCCCUCUCUAUCCCCACUAUGGAGCUGUGAUGGAUCCACUCUCCAUCCCCAUUGUGGGGCUGUGAUGGAUCCCCAUUAUGGGGCUGUGAUGGAUCCCCUCUCCAUCCCCAUUGGGGGGCUGUGAUGGAUCCCCACUGGGGGGCUGUGAUGGAUCCCCUCUCCAUCCCCAUUAUGGGGCUGUGAUGGAUCCCCUCUCCAUCCCCACUAUGGGGCUGUGAUGGAUCCCCUCUCCAUCCCCACUAUGGGGCUGUGAUGGAUCCCCUCUCCAUCCCCAUUAUGGGGCUGUGAUGGAUCCCCACUGGGGGCUGUGAUGGAUCCCCUCUCCAUCCCCAUUGUGGGGCUGUGAUGGAUCCCCAUUGGGGGGCUAUGGAUCCCCAUUGGGGGGCUGUGAUGGACAGCCGUGCCGUGCCGAGCUCCGAGAAGCUUUGCUGCACUUUAUCGCUGAUCUCAUUGGCUGCACUGACCCGCAAACUCCUCGCGGCUUCAGGCCGGGCUGGAUUUCCCUCAAGCACUUUCCCUCCUUCCCUCCAUCCGUCCGUCCGUCCGUCCAUCCAUCCCCAGCAGCAUCAAUGGGGCCGUGGGCUGCCCGCCCCCUCCCGAGGAGCUCCAUGUUCUGUCCUCUCCGAGGAAGAGUCCAUUCGUUUCAAAGAGGUUUGCUUUGCUCUUGACCCUCCUGUCGCCGUUAUCUCCAUUUUUGGGUUCAUUUUCUGGUUUUUUAGUCCUCUCCGGGAGGUUCUGUAUCAACCUGCGUCUCUUGGGGUGGAUCUUUGUUAGGGGGGGGGUUUGCUGUUUGGUUUCUGACCCUCGCAUUGACUUUGGGCAUUGGCAGAGCGGGGCCGGGGGGGCAGCGGGGUGUUGCUUUUUGUACUUGGGGGGCACAGGGUGGGAGCAUCCCCCCACAUUGUCCCUGUGCCCCACAGAUCCUGCUCAGGGCAGGGCUCAGCUGAGCGCGCACAACCCCGAGCUGCCCCACAGCUGGGAGCCCACCCAGGGCCGCCCUAUAGUUUGGGGCUCAAUCCCACCCCACAGACCCCUCCCCUGUGUCUGACCGUGGGGGUCUGCCCCCUAAAUACAAGCAGGGGGCAAUUGGGGCCGUAGCCCCCCCCAUUCUGUGCUGAUGUGGGGCCGUCGUGUGGGGUGGGUCGUGUCAGCCCCACUGCUGCCCCAUGGGGAGGAUUUACCUGCAGCUUCUCCCCGACCUCCCCCCAUCUCUCAGGCUGGGGAGGGGGAGCUGAGGGUGGGGGCACAUGGACCCCCCCCCAUUGUGGGUUCAGGACCCGAUCCCGACCCACUGCCGUCGCUCUGUAAUGGCUGCCAGCCCCAUCCUGCCCAUUGGGGACGCGUGACUUCACAGCAUAGCAAUGUAUCCUUACACCAAUAAAGGGUUUCUGUCAUUCA